Xyrichtys novacula (pearly razorfish) is the source of this 1864-nucleotide messenger RNA. Lineage: Eukaryota; Metazoa; Chordata; Actinopteri; Labriformes; Labridae. The record is from the annotation of a GenBank genome assembly.
AUGGCUUCAGCGGCUCUGGUGGAGACUUCUGCGGGGAAAGAUGCCAUCGCUGAGGGGUUAUUGGACCUCCUGAAACCAGCGAUUCAGCAGCUCGACCUGCACGUACACUCAGUCAGGUAAAUGUGGUUGUUGAUUGAUUGAAUGUGACAUUUUUACUUCCUGUCAUCUGAGCCCACUGCUCGCCUGUCCCGUGACUCUGUCAGCCCUGAUUGUUCCCUUUACUGUGUUUUCAGCAUAAAUGUUCAGUUUUACUGUUGUAAAGCUGUUGGAUUCCAUGUGGAAUUUUGUCUUUUUGUGUGUGUUUUUGAUACACUCCUGACUGCUCUAAUUGAAACUGUUGUAAUCUGCACAUUUUACUUGCACACUGUCAGAUUUUCUGGAUUAAUGUGAUUCUUUGAUUGUUUGCAGAGAAAGUCAGGUGGAGCUAAGAGAACAUAUAGACAAUCUGGCAACAGGUAAGAUAACUCAAGAGUUUUGUAAUACCACCACAAUUCUGACCCUGCAAAAUGUUGAUUAAAAACAGAUUAGGAUGUUUGCAAAUUAUUUAACCCCUAAAUUUAUUUAGUUUAGUAGUACAACUUCUCUACUACAGAGCCAUGCUGUUGUAAUCCCUGCAGAAAGUGGUUUGUCAUUGUCUUGAUGAAAUAUGAAAUAAGUCAUCGUCUGAAUGGCAGCAGAUGUUGCACCUAAACCUGUAGCUAUUGUUCUGCAUUAACGAAGCCUUCACAGAAGUGGAAGCAGCCCAUGGCAGUUAGAGGGAGACAUAUUUCAAACUGGGCCCUAUUUUUUCAUGAGCCUGUGUGUGUCUGACUGAUGGGGAGAACAUGGGGUCCAUCCAGUAUGAAGAUAGAGCAGCCGGCAGCAGCGAAACGAGCUAAAAUAUAGUUUGACCAGGCAUGUAUGCAUUAUCAAACUGCGUCCACUGCAAAUGCUUUAUUUCAGCACCGCCAGGCUCAGAUUUAUAAAAUGAUAAGCGUUUCCCUUACUUUCCUCUUGUGCUGGUGUACAACCAAAUCUGGUUGGUGGAGAAGUGUUAUUCCGAAGUCUGGGAAGACCUCACUUGUUGUAGGUAGACAACGGAGGACCUGUGAGUGAGUGACACUGGGAGUGUCAAAGACUAUCAGAUGUGACACAGACUGUCACAUCAUAUAUGUUUUCUUUGCACCAUUUUAAAUUAAACUUGGGCUAAAAUUAAGAAGAACUUUAUUGAUCCCCAAAGGGAAAUUCAAUGGUAGUUAUUAAAUCUAACUAAUUAUUAAUAGUUAAAUUAUUCACAAAUCAUCAAAAUCUCUUUGUAUUUUACACUCUUUCGUCCCUGCUUAUCUAGAGCUGUUAAUGUAUUUCUUGAAGAUUUUUUUGUUUUUGUUUUCCUUGAACACUGUUUAGAUUUUUCAAUUGCAUGUAGUAUGAAACUGAAGUGUCCUGUCUGCUGACUGCUGUUUUUGUGUCAUGUGUGUUUUCUAGAAUUAUGUAGGAUUAAUGAGCACCAGAAGGUAGCUCUGGAUCUGGACCCAUAUGUGAAGAAGCUGCUGAAUGCCAGACGGAGAGUUGUGUUAGUAAACAACAUCCUGCAGAAUGCACAGGUCAGUGAAGAGAUGGACUUCUGUAAAAAAUAUUAUCCUACAAUAGCUAGAAGAAAUCAAAUUAGAAGAGACUGACAGACAAGUAAGAGCAUUGGUAAAUGUAGGAUUUAAAGUCAUCAGAUUGACACAAAAAUGAAAAAACAUCCCAAAUAAUGUUAAUUUUGUGUCUCUAGGAGCGUCUGAGACGACUUAACCACAAUGUGGCGAAGGAAACGGCACGGAGGAAGACGAUGCUGGAGGCGUCGGGAGUGUUCACCACCCGCUCCCCCAGUAAACCCUGA